This is a messenger RNA of Pelobates fuscus (common spadefoot toad), 2062 nucleotides long. RefSeq names its product nuclear assembly factor 1 ribonucleoprotein (gene NAF1). The record is from RefSeq and is a predicted model, not a curated record. Gene Ontology annotation, biological process: ribosome biogenesis; box H/ACA snoRNP assembly; pseudouridine synthesis. Gene Ontology annotation, molecular function: RNA binding. The transcript is spliced from 9 exons. Gene Ontology annotation, cellular component: sno(s)RNA-containing ribonucleoprotein complex. Lineage: Eukaryota; Metazoa; Chordata; Amphibia; Anura; Pelobatidae. The coding region runs from base 88 to 1674 and encodes 528 amino acids.
GGCAGCGUGUGUAGAGAGAGGUUCUUCCGGUGCGCGGCAUGUAAAGACUGCUCACUCGUGUUAUAUAGGUUUUUGGACUAUUAAAUAAUGGAAAUAGAAUAUUCUCAAGAAGAUAAUACUGAGCUGAACCAAAUCAAUUUAGCCACAAAAGAAACCUCCACCCUUCCAGCGCUAAAUACUGUGCCUGAAGGACACAGCUCGCAAGAUGGCAUGGAAUGUAAAAGCGAAAAUAAAUUGUGCAAAGAUGCCCAAAUUGUAGAUGGUGAUUCACACGAAAGUGGAAAUCCAACCAAACAUGAGGAAAUGGAGCAGCCAUUGUCUACAGAGCUUGGAUGUUCUGAAAUUCAGGAAAACACUACCACUGUAGCAAACACGUCUCCACCAAUCAUCUUAAAACCAGAAGAUCAGAUGGAUGUGGCUGCCCAGUUGGGGUCUUUGAAUGUUAGAAGUGAAUUGACUGUUGGCCAAAAUGGAAAAGUUCAAGCUUUUGAUCAGUCAUUGGAACUGGAUUGCCACAAUGAAUGCAUUUAUGUUACAGAAGAAGAUGAAAUGGAGAAUGAACACUCUUCUUCUGACAGUGAUACGGACUCAGAUUCAUCAUCUUCCUCUUCUUCCUCUUCUUCCUCAUCCUCGUUGUCAGUAAUACUUAAAGUAGACGAAGAAGAUGAGCAAAAUGGAAUGAAUGAGAUCCCCUUGAAGACAAAGGAUGAAAUUCUUCUAGACGAACUGCCAGCCAUUGAAGAAUGUUCUAUUAUUUUACCUGAAGAUGUUGAACUGAAACAGUUUGGGAUCGUCUCCAGCAUUAUUGAACAACUAGUAAUUAUUGAGUCAAUGAAAGAUAUCCCACCUCUAAAUGAAGACAGUGUGGUUUUUAAGGAAGAUCGACAUUCCAUUGGAAAGAUAUUUGAAAUAUUUGGUCCUGUUCCACAUCCAUUUUAUGUGUUACGGUUUAAUACGACAGAUCAAAUUAAAGAAAAAGAUAUCAAGAUAAAGGAUACUAUGUAUUUUGCUCUGAACGUUGAAGACUUUACACAGUAUUUAAUACCCGAUAAAUUAAAAAGUGAUAAAGGUUCUGAUGCUUCCUGGACUAAUGAUCAAGAACCACCAAAAGAAGCACUGGAUUACAGUGACGAUGAAAAGGAGAGAGAAGCCAAGCAGAAGAAAAAGUCUCAGAAUGCAGGAAAAAGGAAACAGAAGUUUGAACAGAAUCAGACAUCAAAUAAUUCUCAAGAAAAGAGCAGACCAACAAACUCUUCAGCAUCCUUUUCAAGAAAUGAAUCUAAACUAAGCUUUUCACGUGACAGUUCUUCUCGUCCAUAUGAAAAUACAUUUGUGCAGCAACAUGGACCAUAUUUCUCAGGGCAUCCGUUAAUGCAGCAGCCUUAUGGUUUCCACAAUUCAGGGUCUCAGGAAUUUCAUUUUCCUUUACCAAAUGACAAUUUUGGUUCCCGAAGUUCAUAUGGAUCUCACUAUGUAAAUCCACACAACUUUUAUCCACCACCACCCUCAAACUUUGCUUGGCCUGAUCCAAACGCACAUGCACAUUAUAUGCAGAAUGCAUCAUUUGGAUUUGGCCCUCCUCCUCCGCCUCCUCCCCCUCCUCCGCCUCCUCCCCCUCCUCCUCCGCCACCUCCAGAAAACCCCAGUUCUUCCCACUUUGGUUCUCCUUUUUAAGAAAGCAAACAAAAUGAAUAUCAAUCUAAACAUUGCUCUACAAAUAAUGCAUGUUCUGAUUUAAGAUUUUUGUUUUCUUUUAUUGUCCUAAGUAGAUUACAAGUAACACAACAUUUCUGUUUUGUUUAUAGCAUAGAAAUAUGUAUGAUAUGAGUUGAGAUAUAUUUAAACUAUUUUGAAUCAUUUCUAUUGAAGGUUCAAAAAGGUUACUUUUUUGUAUGGUGUAAAUCAGAACUUUUCUAGUUUAAAUGUGUUUUUUUUUAUCUACAAAGCUGUACAGAAGACUAUUUUUUAUAAUUUCAUUUUUGUUACAUUAAAUAGAAUGAGAAUUGAAUAUAAAUAUAAAGUAUAAUAUUUGAAUAUUCUAGACGAGUGAAUACAAAAAGGA